CCAUGAUCUACCCUUAUAUCUUCUUGAGAGGGCCAUGCGGUUCUUCCUAGUCACACUCCUCGAUCUUAACUGCAACAUUCUCAAGCAAGAUGCCUCCCGGACCGUACGCUGAUCCCUCCUCCACCCUCGACUCUGACUUCGAAUUCAUCGAUCGCGAGGUCACUGACGGCAAUAACCAUGGAUCCUUUCCAGAAUACAUCAUCAACGAACAACCGAUGUUCUCCCCCCGCCCCCUGCGUAUCAUCACCCUCGGCGCCGGAGCAAGUGGUUUGAACAUGAUCUAUCAACUCCGCAAAUACGACACGGAAAACCUCAUCACCCACAUCGUCUACGAAAAGAACCACGACAUCGGUGGCACUUGGUUGGAGAACAGGUAUCCUGGGUGUGCGUGUGAUAUCCCCUCCCAUGCGUACCAGUUUUCUUGGGCUCCAAAUCCGGAUUGGACGUCGUAUUACCCGGGUGCGGUGGAGAUUUAUGAAUAUUUCAAGAGGGUUGCGGUGGAGCAUGAUUUGCUGAGAUACGUGCAGUUGAACCAUAAGGUUGCUGGGGCGGAGUGGAAUGAAGAAGAGAGAAGGUGGGAGAUUGAGGUAGAGGACACGACGACGGGGGAGAGGGUGAGUGAUUGGUGUGAUGUGUUCAUCAACGGGAGCGGUGUCCUCAACAACUGGAAAUGGCCGGCGAUCGAGGGAUUGAAGUCGUUUAAAGGGAAUAUGACGCACACUGCGACGUGGGAUACCAAGAGGGAAGCGGAGUUUCUGGAUGGGAAGAAUGUCGCGGUUAUCGGGAACGGGUCGUCGGCUGUGCAAUUGGUGCCGAGUAUUCAGCCUCGUGUCGAAACACUCUCACACUUUUUCCGUACGCCGUGUUGGAUCACGGCUGGGUACGCGCCUCAACAUGCUGGUCCCGAUGGGGCGAAUUUCCAGUAUUCUGUUGAACAGAAAGCCAAGUUUCGCGAGAACCCGGAGGAGUACCUCAAGUACCGCAAAGAGAUCGAAGGGGAGUUAUGUCAGCGGUUCAAGUUCGCAAUCAAGGAUAGUCCUGAACAGCGUGAAGCACGUGAAUUCAGCGAGAAAGAGAUGAAGACGAAGUUGAAGGGUGAUCCGAGGUUGACGGAGUUGUUGAUUCCGACGUUCGCUGUCGGCUGUCGCCGCCCGACGCCGGGGAACGGGUUUUUGGAGGCCAUUGUGCAGGAGAACACGAUUGUCAUCAACAACCCAAUUGUGCGCGUCACUGAGCGAGGAAUCGUGACGCGGACUCCGGAGGGUGGGGAGGAGGAGCAUGUUUUUGACACGAUCAUCUGCGCAACGGGGUUCGAUGUCUCUUUCUCCCCGCGCUUCCCGAUCAUCGGACAGCACAACACCGACCUCCGCUCCAUCUGGGGCCUCAAGAACGCCCAAGGGGAAGAUACGGGAGCGGAGGGAUACCUCUCCCUCGCCGUGCCCAACUUUCCCAACUACUUCUUCUUCAUGGGACCGGCGAGUCCGGUUGCGCAUGGGAGUUUGUUGCCGUGUAUCGAGCAUGUUAGUCAUUAUUUGUUGAAGCUCAUCAAACGGCUCCAGACGGAAAAUAUCCGUUCGCUCUCUCCACAACAAGACGCAACAGACGAUUUUAACGCCCACGCCCAACUCUUCCUCAAACGCACGGCCUGGGCAACCCACUGCCGCUCCUGGUUCAAAAAUGGUCGAAAGAAUGGACCCAUCAGCGCUCUAUGGCCGGGGAGUCGUAUCCAUUAUUUCGAGUGUUUGGCGAAUGUGAGGUGGGAGGACUGGGAGAUGGGGUAUGCUGGGGAUGUUGUAAGGGAUGGGAAGGUUGUGAAGAGGGGAAAUCGGUUUGGGGUUUUGGGGAAUGGGUUUGUGAGGAGGGAGGUGGAGGAGGGACACGAUUUGACGUGGUAUUUGAAUCCGGGGUAUGAUGAUGUUGGGACGGAUUAGAAGAUGAUUAUGAAGGAGAGUUCAGAUAGUUAUACCCAUAUACCCUUGAUC
Molecule: messenger RNA, 1982 nt
Organism: Saitoella complicata NRRL Y-17804
Lineage: Eukaryota; Fungi; Ascomycota; Saitoellomycetes; Saitoellales; Saitoellaceae
Product: FAD/NAD(P)-binding domain-containing protein
Exons: 1
Coding region: 90-1931 (613 amino acids)
Molecular function (GO): N,N-dimethylaniline monooxygenase activity; NADP binding; flavin adenine dinucleotide binding
Source: RefSeq, a predicted model, not a curated record